Molecule: messenger RNA, 3399 nt
Organism: Halichondria panicea
Lineage: Eukaryota; Metazoa; Porifera; Demospongiae; Suberitida; Halichondriidae
Exons: 15
Coding region: 46-3222 (1058 amino acids)
Biological process (GO): multicellular organism development; cell surface receptor protein tyrosine kinase signaling pathway; positive regulation of kinase activity
Cellular component (GO): signaling receptor complex; plasma membrane
Molecular function (GO): ATP binding; transmembrane receptor protein tyrosine kinase activity
Source: RefSeq, a predicted model, not a curated record
ACAACGUGCCCCACCCCUAUUUUGCAAUUGCUGCAAGCAAGAAAGAUGAGGACAUUGUCUCUGUUGCUCUUUGUGUGUGUGGUCCUUGCACUAAACACGCUUCAGUGUCACGCUAGAAGAAGAAAUCUCACAGAGAUUACCUAUCGGUUUACCAACUGCGGAUCAUCAAACCACGAUGGCCCCAGGGUAAACGCUGAGUGUGGUCGUUUGUAUGAACAGAUAAACUCGCCAAUCAUAACUAAUCAAAGAUUGUUUCAAUUUGAGCGGCAGGAUGGUCAGUACGAUGGAGGACAGGGAUUUCGCUUACCAAGAAAUGACCUCUACAACAUCACCAUUGCUGGAGCCAGAGGGGGUGAGGGUUUGUGCAAUUUCGAGUAUGGAUUGGGUGGAGUGGUUCGUAUGCAAGUUGAACUGACUACUGACUACGAGUACCUUAUCUUGGUGGGACACAGAGGAACCAGUGUGUGUGAUGUACCCGAUAAUACAGACAAUCCAAUAUGCCAACAACCAAGACCAAGAAAUGUCACAGAAGCGGAGGCUUGUGAAGUUGAUUGGAAAAAUUUCGUCAAUGAAACGCUUAACGUAGAACAUUUCAAUGGUGGUGGUGGUGGAGGUGGUGCUAGUAUGAUUUGGCCGAGGAGAAAAAACGAUUCAGAAUUCACUAAUUUUCCGAUUGCAAUAGCGCCAGGUGGUGGAGGGGCCUCAACUGUUCUGGACUAUGAAGCACUACAACUUAUACUUUCAAGUAUCUCUUUAAAUUAUCCUAGCAGUGGUACCAAGGAGGAGAUCUAUAGGUUUCAUGUGAAUACGCACUUCAUUCAGUACGGCUUAGACUGGGCAGAAGGAGGCCGAGGCUAUAAGCCUAGACCACCUAAUGAAUUCGUAGUACUUAUUAUAUCUGGAUCAGGUGGAGGCUGGAAUCCAGUGGUCGGAUUUCCUUUGUUAGAAGUUGAUGGAAAACUGUUGAGCCAACCAAACAACUUCGCACAAGGUGGCUUUGAUUGUUCAUCAGGUGUUCCAAGUGAAUCUCGUGUGUUUACUGGUGUAUACGGUGGCUAUGGUGGUGGCGGAGGUGGGUGUGGCUCCGGGGGAGCGGGAGGAGGCUACACAGGAGGACACAUUUUUGGGAAUACAAAUACCAUACCAGGAGGCGGUGGCGAUGUUGGUGUAUUCAAUCUCACCGAGUUACCUCUUGUAAGAAUGCUGGGAAGGAAUAACAAUGAUGGUGAUGGAUACGUUGAGAUAGUGUCCUCCAACUGUGAGUGUGCUGGACAGUGUGUGGUGUACCCUGAGGAGAAGCAGUUUGAGUGCUGGUGUCCGAAUGAUGCUCUCCUCGCUGGGGACGGAAGCAAUUGUUACAAAGAGAGAAGUGUUUUUGUCAACGAACAAGAACCUAUCACAGUCACCAGCAAUGGGGAAACAGUAUUUCUCACUGGCCUACAAUUCAAUGGCUCUCUCAAUAUCUUUGGUCUAGACGUGACCCUAACGGUGAACCCCAUAUCAGAUGGUAACAGUGUUGCUAUGGAGGACGUUGCUUGCGCUGUGGUGUUUGUGGGUAGAAACUCUCAAAGUGUUGUAGCGUCUAAUCCAGUCAGAGUUGAUGGUUCUGGGCGAUCAUACAAAAUAUCAAUACUAGAAGAAAUCGACAAUGGAACGAAUGGAGUGAAGCCUAGCCCAGACUAUGUCACUUUCCUUCCAGACCCGAUUCUGGUACGCGGUGCUGUACUGGUCUCUAAUGGGCAAUGCUCACUGUCAAGUCCUCUACAAGUCAACAUCAGCUCUGAGAGUGGCAUACCUCCAAUCAAUGACUUCGGAAACUUUGAAAAUGAUUUUGUCAUUAACUCGGCAAGGUUUAUUCUUGCUGCUGAGGAAGCGCCCACUACGACCAGUACACCUCCCGAGCCUGCUCAGGGUGCUGUUAACAUUGGACUGGUAUUAGGGCUUGUGAUUGCUGGUAUGUUGCUAACUGCACUGGUCGGCAUUGUCAUUGUCGUGGUCUACAUUAGAUACUCUCCAACGAAACGAAGGACUGUGAUAAUUUCUUCAACGAGGGAGUCCGGUUCAAAUCUCAUCGAUCCAACUACUGCUACAGAGACUACUUUCAGUGCUGGCUACGAAAAAGUCAAGGACGGUGAAGUUGAAGCCAAAAUAGACAAGGACACUGGAAAUGAGUACAGUUACGUCACGGUGAAAGGAGGUGGAGCUUCUAUUAACCCUUAUGCCACCCUUACAUCAGACGGCAUGGCGUACGAGACUCCUGUGAGUCUCACAGGUGACGGUUUCAAGCCUAGAUACGGCAUCAUUGCUCCUGCCAUCGACUUCACCAUGUACAACAAGGAGAGAUCUAGCUCUACUAUCAAUAAUUGGGACUAUCCUCGCAAUAACCUCGUGUAUUUGAGAGAACUUGGAGAGGGACAGUUUGGAAAAGUUCUACUAAUGAAAGCAACGGACAUAGCUGGCUACACUGGUAAGAUUCCAGUGGCUGUGAAGACACUCACCAGUAGAGACCCGGAGGUGAUAAAGAAGUUCAUGGAGGAAGCCGACCUCAUGAAGAAGUUCUCUCACCCAAAUAUUGUCAGCUUGCUCGGUAUCAGUAUUGCUGAAUCAGAUGGUGAGAUUGACGAGGACAGUGCUCCCUUAAUGAUCCUAGAGUACAUGCCGUACGGUGAUCUACAAUCGUUCCUCACAACUCACAAACCUGACGAUGAAACACAACAAACAUCAAUCAGUCAGCAACACUUUUUGAAUUUCUCAAUUGAUAUGGCGAGAGCUUUGGAUUUCUUAGCGAUUAACAAAUACGUCCACAGAGAUGUAGCUGCAAGGAAUUGUCUAGUUAGUCCCGACCUCCACAUCAAGAUAGCCGACUUUGGUCUCUCCAGGGGUGUAUAUGACAAGGACUACUACAAGAUAGCUGGCAAGGCAGUGUUGCCUGUGAGGUGGAUGGCUCCCGAAUCCCUCCUGUUUGGAAUCUUCUCAACAGCAUCCGAUGUAUGGUCUUAUGGUGUCACCAUCUGGGAGAUCACUAGCUAUGGAGAGACACCUCUGGAGGAGAUGGAAGUUCAAGAAAUUGUAACGGCUGCUCAAAAUAUAUCUCUGGAGCAUUCGAGGCCACAAUAUUGCAGUGAUGAGCUGUAUGAGCUGAUGUGUAAUUGUCAUCGACAUGAUGCUAAGGACAGGCCAUCUUUUGAAGACAUUCUCACACUGCUGGUGAAGAAAGACUGACCUCUUCUUACAUGUACUUUUCAAGGAACACUAAAAUUGACUACAUUUUUUUCACAAUUAUUAUUAGUAUUUUUAUUCAGCACUUUAUAAUUUAGUAACGUAAGCUUAUAGCGGGUAAUUUUCGUUGGUGCAAAUUUUGUAUAAACUGCCCAUUCAAAUAAUUAUUUCGUAUUCGUA